GUUAACAAUCAAGAUGGUUGAUGCUGAAACCUUUUCUCGUUUCUUGAGUCAGAAUGAAGUUGUUGGUUUAAUUUUCCGUUUGACAAUAUUUGGUGCAGUAACAUACUUUACAAUUAAAUGGAUUGUAGUUGCAAUUGAUCCAACCAGAAAGCAAAAAGUACAAGCCCAGAAACAGGCAGAAGAAUUAAUGAAACAAAUUGGUGUGAAAAAUGUGAAGCUUUCAGAAUAUGAAAUGAGUAUUGCUGCUCAUCUAGUAGACCCUGUUAACAUGCAUGCUACUUGGAGUGAUAGCACAGGUUUGGAUGAUGUCAUUACAGAUCUGAAAGAUACAGUCAUCUCACCUAUCAAAAAGAACCAUUUGUUUGAAAAUUCCAGGCUUCUACAGCCUCAAAAAGAUAUGCUUCUCUAUGGGCCUCCAGGCUGUGGUAAAACGUUGAUUGCCAAGGCCACAGCCAAAGAAGCAGGCUGUUGAUUUAUUAACCUUCAGCCUUCAACACUGACGGAUAAGUGGUAUAGAGAAUCUCAGAAACUGGCUGCUGCUGUUUUCUCCCUUGCCAUAAAACUACAGCCUUCCACCAUCUUUAUAGAUGAAAUAGACUCCUUUCUACGAAACCGUUCCAGUUCUGACCAUGAAGCUACAACCAUGAUGAAAGCUCAGUUUAUGAGUCUCCGGGAUGGAUUGGAUACUGAUCAUAGCUGCCAGGUCAUAGUGAUGGGAGCUACUUAUCGUCCUCAGGAUGUGGAUUCAGCUAUAAUGAGGAGAAUGCCCACAAGAUUCCAUAUCAACCAGUCUGCUCUGAAACAAAGAGAAGCAAUCCUGAAACUCAUCUUGAAAAAUGAAAAUGUGGAUAGGCAUGUGGACCUGCUAGAAGUUGCCCAGGAAACUGAUGGCUUUUCAGGCAGUGACCUAAAAGAAAUGUGUCGAGAUGCUGCCCUCCUCUGUGUCAGAGAAUAUGUUAAUUCUACAUCGGAAGAAAUCCAUGAUGAAGAUGAAGUUCGACCUGUGCAACAACAGGACCUGCAUUUGGCAACUGAAGAGAUGAAGAAGUCAAAGGUUGCAGCAUUUCAGAAUGUUUUAACGCACGUUUGUUUAGAUUAA
This is a messenger RNA of Capra hircus (goat), 1099 nucleotides long. Its product is annotated as ATPase family AAA domain-containing protein 1-like. The transcript has a single exon. Lineage: Eukaryota; Metazoa; Chordata; Mammalia; Artiodactyla; Bovidae. Gene Ontology annotation, molecular function: ATP hydrolysis activity; ATP binding. The record is from RefSeq and is a predicted model, not a curated record. Gene Ontology annotation, cellular component: mitochondrial outer membrane.